Messenger RNA from Siniperca chuatsi (mandarin fish), 2582 nucleotides. It is a transcript of the gene tnfaip2a, whose product is annotated as tumor necrosis factor, alpha-induced protein 2a. Gene Ontology annotation, molecular function: SNARE binding. The transcript has 13 exons. Lineage: Eukaryota; Metazoa; Chordata; Actinopteri; Centrarchiformes; Sinipercidae. Bases 178 to 2181 code for a protein of 667 amino acids. Gene Ontology annotation, biological process: exocyst localization; exocytosis. Gene Ontology annotation, cellular component: exocyst. The record is from RefSeq and is a predicted model, not a curated record.
GCAGGUUUAUCAAUAAACUGCAGUCAGAGCUGGAACAGAAAGUGAAAGUGAAACCAGAUCAGGGUGUGAGGAGAUGCUCUGAGUCACUAGGGACUGUUGAGACCUGCAGACCAGACCUAGUUGUUCUCUGCUGCAGCAGAUUCUGGAUCAUCUGGUCCCUGUUAUUAAAGCCUCUGGAUGUCUUGUUUGAAGUGCAUCCUAGUGAUGUGGAGCUCCGUUCUGUCCAGCAGGAGUCAGCAGAGCAGCAGAGCAGGAGGCCUCGAGGAGAACCCAGUCAGAGAGAGGAGGAGACUCCCAAAACUGAAGAUCCCUGCAAAGAUCUGGAAGAACCGCAGACAGCAGAACCACACCCAGGCUGCAGAGGAUGAGUUGGACUGUGAGGAGGCUCUGCAGCAGGAGGAGAAGGAGGAGCAGUUGGAAGAGGUCAGCAGGAGGCUGAUCAUCAGGGAGCAGCAGCUGUUCACUCAGGACUCCCCCAGUGAGGAGGAGGAGGACCAGCUGCAGAGAGACUUCGAGGAUCUGAGACAGAAGAUAUGGAUGGCUGUCCAGAACACCUUUGUGUCCUUCUCAGCCUCCUCCUCCUGCUCUUCCUCCUCGGGGGAGCUGGAGGUCCUGAGGAGUGCUGUGGCCUCCAUCCAGCAGCAGGAGGUGCAGGACCAGCACUGGAAAGGCUGUCAGGAGCACAGAGUCCCAGUGUGGCGUCCUCAGAAGUGUCUCAGCACUCACAACACUCUGCUGCAGAACAUGGUGGAGUCCAGACUGAUGAACACGGCAGAGGACGACUCGAGUGGAACUGAUGGACUGUCCUCACCUCUGAAGAGGGAGGUGUGUCACAUGGGGAAGCGCGUGAAGGAGGACCUGCUGACGGUGGUGAGGACGGUGAAGGACUGUUACCCUCCACAGAUGGACAUCCUGAACGUGUACGCUGGACUCUACCACCAGAGUUUCUCUGCUCGGCUGACUAAACUCGCUGCUUCUGGACCGGAAACAGACGACUGCGGCUACCUGCUGUUCUGGAUCAACCACUACUAUCCGCAUGAAAUAUUAAAACAUGAAGAGCUGGAGGGAAAGAUAAAGACGGCCUGUCUGGGUUCUCUGCUGCUGCAGGAGGAUCUGAAGCACCUGGAGGACCAGUACAUGACCCACAAAGAGGACAAAGUGAAGUUGUGGCUGAAAACAGCUCUGAAACAAGAAGAAGAGAACUGGCUGAGCGGCAGAACACCUGAACUCAUCGACCAGUACUGCUUCAGUCCCCUGGCUGUAGAUGUCAUACAGGUGAUAGACAGCUCCCUGACUGAGUUCAGCUGUGCGAUCAGAGACAAGAGUAAAGCUCACAGGAUCACAGCUCACCUGGAGAGCUUCCUCACCAGCUAUAAGAAGUGUGUGGAGGAGUUUGUGAAGGGAAACAACAGUAACGUCCGCUCGGUGAUCAAGGCUCACCUGGUCUGUGAGGAGCAGUUCAGGGAUUACAUCACAGGUCAAACAGGAAGUCUGUCGGAGGAGCAGAGAAGUCGCUGUCUGGACACUCUGUCUGCCCUGAAGGAUUGUGGGUACAGGUGUUUCACCUGUCCCAUUCACAUCCAGCUGAAGGUGUGUCUCAGUCAGGUGUGGACGCCUGCCUGGUGGGACGGGUCACUUCCUGUUGUCGACUCUCUGCUGGACUUUCUGAACCAACAACUGACCGACCUGACUGACCUGAAACCAGCCUGCAGACAGUCCCUGCUGUGUGUCCUCCAUGAGGAUGUGGUUCUUCAGUAUGUGAAGAGGAUGAUGAAGACCAAGAUGAAGAGCAGAGAGCAGCAGGUGGGCGGAGCUCAGCGGAUGAUUGAAGACAACCGAAAGAUCAGCGACUUCUUCAAGGAGGAGGCCUGCGGUGAGUCUCUGAAGCUCAGGGAGAUCCUCUGCAGCCUGGCUGAGAUCCUCCGUCUGCAGGAUCCUGGAAGUGUUCAGCUGGAGGUCGUCAGCUUGGCCAGAACGUUCCCCGACCUCAGUGACGCUCACGUGUUGGCGCUGCUCUCUCUGAAAACCAGCCUAUCAGCCGCUGAAGUUCGCUCCGUCAGGCGCAGCGUGGAGGAGAACCGCCUCCUCGAUGUCUCCACCAACCAGAGCCCUCCGUUCUUCUCCAAGGUCAAAGUAAAAUGGAUCACUAAUAAGAUCAAUCAAAUGGGGCUGAAGACCUGAGUUGUUUUAGUAUGUUAGCAAGUUAGCAUGUUAGCAUGUUAGUGGACAGUAAACAGUAUUUAAUGAGUAUUAUUUUUGUGUGUUCCAGUGUUGCUGCUUUAUCACUGUACUAAAAAUGGACAUUUUAUUUUGAAAGUCGUUGUCGAUGGUUACAGGCGGCCAUGUUGAAGGACUAGCAGAAGGCUUCAGUUGUAAAGAUGGCGUCUGCAGCUUGGAGGAAACCUGGUUCAUUGUUCAGUCUCAGAUCCAGUCUGAUGGUGUUCCUCAGGGUUCAAUCCUGGAUCCCCUUUAGUUCCUUUUGUAAAAAGCCUUUUCUUUAACAAACAAUUACAAAACAUGGUACUAAUUUUAAUCGUUAUGCGUAUAUGUAGCAGUUGUGGGAUGAGUGUUUUUUGUUUUUU